This is a messenger RNA of Capsaspora owczarzaki ATCC 30864, 1341 nucleotides long. RefSeq lists its product as hypothetical. The coding region runs from base 32 to 1312 and encodes 426 amino acids. Gene Ontology annotation, molecular function: GTPase activator activity; small GTPase binding. The record is from RefSeq and is a predicted model, not a curated record. Lineage: Eukaryota; Filasterea; Ministeriida; Capsasporidae. The transcript is spliced from 10 exons. Gene Ontology annotation, cellular component: nucleus; perinuclear region of cytoplasm; cytosol. Gene Ontology annotation, biological process: activation of GTPase activity; nucleocytoplasmic transport.
CCUUUUUUUUGCUGUUUGAGCUUUUUCCAGAAUGCUGUCGUAUGAGAGUAUGACUGAGAGACAGCGCGAGUUGUAUGACCAAGUCAAGAAGGCGAGUGGACAGCUCGACCUGGAUGACAAUCAGAUUGGCGUUGCAGAGGCACAGGCGAUUGCCGAGGCACUCAAAGUGAACACGACGCUGAUUAAGAUCAGUCUGCAAGAGAAUCAGAUUGGUGAUGCUGGAGCGCAGGCGAUUGCUGAAGCUCUCAGAGCGAACACGACGUUGAAGGAGCUCUUGCUGCACCUGAAUCAGAUUGGCGAUGCUGGAGCGCAAGCGAUUGCUGAGGCACUCAAAGUGAACAACACCUUGACUGAUCUCUAUUUGGAUGAGAAUCAGAUUGGCGAUGGUGGAGCGCAAGCGAUUGCUGAGGCACUCAAAGCGAACGCGACGCUGUCUUAUGUCCACCUGAAACACAAUCAGAUUGGCGACGGCGGAGCCUGGGCGAUUGCUGAAGCUCUCAGAGUGAACUCGACGGUGACUGUGCUCAGCCUGAGACACAAUCAGAUUGGCGACGGCGGAGCCUGGGCGAUUGCUGAAGCACUCAAAGUGAACAAGACGCUGAUUCGGAUCAGUCUGGAUGGGAAUCAGAUUGGCGAUGCUGGAGCGCAGGCGAUUGCUGAAGCACUCAAAGUAAACACGACGUUGACUCUACUCUUUCUAUCGCGUAAUUGCUUUGGCGUCUUUGGUUCUCAAGCGAUCGAUGAGGCAUGCAAAGGCAAAAGUGGAUUUCAGCUUUUCCUCCGCGAUCAGAUCAACCCACUUGCGUUUUCCUUCCUUCCGCGAUUGGCGAGUGCUGAAGACAUCCAAGCAGUUCUCGGCAUGCUGACCGGCGGGUUGGAGCUGGAGAAUCAGCCCGCAUCUCUUCCAACACUACCAACCGAGAUGGCCGACCUUAUCAUGGACAAGGCACAUUACUGGCAAGGCGUGGAGAAAAUCAAACGAGAGGACUUUGAUGUCGAUACCCUGAAAGUCACUAUGCCUCAAGGAAAUUCAAUUCGAGUCAAAACAAUUCAAGUGCUUCGUGACUGGAGCGAGCGUCCCAAGCACACCGACGACGGUGCUUUCGAUUUGACUGUCCGAGAUGAACAAGGUGCUGUUCGGCACGAGUGUACUGUGCACCCGACUUUUGUCGAGUCGAACCUUGCGCUUGCGACCAUCUGGCCAGCGAGUACUCCCAUCCUCCGACAAAUGCGCGAGGACUGGGAAGUUCAAGUUCGACCCACGUUUCCCCGAGAUGUGCUAUUUGAAAGGCUUUAUGUCGGAUAUGUCUAAAUUCAGUGAUCACAAAGCGCUCCUUGGAC